Ilex paraguariensis (yerba mate) is the source of this 2402-nucleotide messenger RNA. NCBI's taxonomy places the organism in Eukaryota, Viridiplantae, Streptophyta, Magnoliopsida, Aquifoliales, Aquifoliaceae. The record is from the annotation of a GenBank genome assembly.
AAAAUAGGAGACCAUGAAAAUAUGAACUUGUAUACAGAACUGAAAAAUGAACAAAACAACCUCACAAAAUCAACGAUCCAUAACCAACAACCAACAAAAACCGUGUUAUUUUGGAUGUAUUAUUUGGGUAAACAUAUGAUAUGGUGGAUAUAUUAUGUGUAAUCUAAAUACACUUGUGAAUUGUUCCUAAAGUUGCAUCGUGCACUCAAGUUUACAUAAAAUUGCUAUUUAUUUGUAUUUUAUAUUGUGCAUUUUCAGGGUAGACACCAACUUAAUUUCAAACUAUGAUGGUCCAACUAAGGUUGCGUCGUGCCCUGGGCACGGAUUGUUGGGUAUGGAUUUUUUGAUUUUUGGGGAUUGUAACGCUUGUUUUUCAGUUAUGUAUACAGGUUGAUAACUCCAUGAUCUCCUAUUUUUAAAAGAAAUCAAGUCAAAAUUUUGUAAAAAUAACAAGUUAAUAUUAUAUUGAUUUAACUUUCUUUAAUUAAAUGAUAUAAAUACUAACCUAUAUCAAAUUAAUCAAACCUACUGUGCGGCAUGAACACGGCAGACCAGCGGAAACAACUGACGCAAAAUGCGCUGGAAAGUGUGUAUAUACACCGCAAGUUCCACGUGCCAACUUGAACAACAAUUUAUGUAAUGUUAAACACGAAAGUAUAAAAACUGGUAAUGCAAGGUCAUCUCAAAAAAAAAAGAAGGAAAUAAGAAUGUAUAUGUGUUGUGUGUUCUGACACCAAAUUAACAUCAAAUCAACACUUUCACAAGCAUUUACUCAAUGCAAUGCAAGGUUAUCUCAAAAAAAAAAAGAAGGAAAUAAGCAUUGGGUUUAAUGUACAAACAGAGGAAUUAAUUAAAAAAAAACAAAAAUUAUUAUAAGUAACAUGACACAUUUGUUCACUAAGUAUAUAGCAAACUAUGGACAGUUAUGAAAACUCAACAAAUAGGAAUAUUAGGACCCUAUAGAGCAUCAUAUAAGCAUGAAAUCAAAUGGCCAACAUAAAAAGUCAAACAUAACAAAAUAAAGAAGCACAACCUGAGUAAUAAAAUAAUGACAUAGAACCCUUCUUGGUCAAUGACAGCACCAACUAACAUAAUUUCUAAAUUCUAAAUUUCACACAAACUAAAGUGUCAAAAUUCUAAAUUUCACACAAACCAAGGGAAAUGAAUGGCAAUAAAACAACAAAUUGAAUAAGCACAACUCGUAAGCAAAGAGAUAGGUAACCUCAAUAGUACCAAUAGAACAACAAUCAAUUCAAGCACAAAAUCAUAAUUUCCACUUGAGCAAUAAGAAAAUGCCGAAUAAUGGUUACUUUUAUGGAGUAACAACAAAAGGAAUGGGCAUUAGCUUCAUAGAGGAUCCACCGUAGGGAAGCUUCUGCUGAAUAUAAAUAAUGCACAAAGGAGUAAUUUCGCUCAAUCUUUGAUGAAACAUGCAACAACACUUGUAAAUAAGAAUAAAAUUUCUAGAACAAACUUAUGAUAUGUAAAGCUUCUGGCGAUAUUGGUGAACAAUCCAUAUUGCUGAUAUGAAAAGUUCCUUAAACCAAUGAAUAAUUGCGAGUGAACAAUCCAUGCUCAAGAGCCUUGCCUGAAACAUCCACACUCAAUUUCUAAUAAUGCAACUGAGUUUGUAACACUCAGCCUUACCUCAUUCAUGGUGAAAGAUUAAAUAACUUACAAAAUGUGAGAAUGCAUGAAAAAUCAUAUUUAUUGUCAUUUUGAACAACGGAUCAAAGUACAUGUGGAUUAUAUACGUGGGAGUACCCCAAAAUGAAGUAUUCCUUAAAAAUGUAGUGACCAACUGGAUAACACCAAAUACACUUCCUAAAAAUUAAACACUCAAUAAAUUAAGAUUCACUAUCUGGAGUUCAUUUAGAUGCAUGCACAUACAUGUCAAAAAAAAAUUCCAACUUCAACACAGCUAAUUUUAACAGAAACAGCUACUAGAAAAACUUUAGCCAUGAAACAUGCAAAUCGAAUUCUCAUAAAAAUAAUCAGGAAAUGUAUUUGGUGUAUAGUUCGGGAAUAAAAUUCUUCAAAAAAUGGGCAUAGUUAUUAUUCAAGGAAUUUUCGAAAAAAAUCUUUUAAAAAUGGGACCCAAAAAUCAAUUCAACCUGUACACAGGUGGCUUGGCAGAGACAGAAUUGGGGAGUAUUUCUCUUACGCAUUUUAACAAACAUUUCAUGGGCAUUGUGUUCUGUGUGUAUUUGGGAAGCAGAGAGACAGAAAGAGGGGAGGGCGAUGGAACGAAAUACCUGGGAGAUGGUUGUGAUCGUGACGGUGGUGCUGUGGUGGUGACGGAGGCGCUUUGCUGGUUACGGUGGCGCUGGACGAUGGGCUGUGUGAGAGUUGUGUUGCAGAGAAGAGAAAUAGAAAGAGAGAAGAGUUGUCGGAGUCGUUAG